UAAAACGGAAGUGACGGAUUGUUUUGUACGUCGGAUAAACUUGUUCGCAGAUUUAGCCUUCAGCUAACGCACUGACGGUCCUUUACAGCAUUUCUUUGUUUAAAUUAAGCUGUUAAAAAUGCCGUGUGGAAAAAACUUUAGGAAGAGAAAAGAUUCGUCAGAUUUAGAGGAAGGAGAAGAGACGACAACAGAAGUCAGAUUAAAAGUGGAAGAGGCGAAAGAGCUCCAGAGUUUGCGGAGAAGACAGAAGGGAGUCAGUGUGAGUGCCUUGUUGGUUGGAGAGAAACUUCCACCAGAGGCUGAACUUGAUAAUGAUCCUUUUAAACUGAAGACCGGUGGGGUUGUAGACAUGAAGAAAAUCAAAGACAGGAAUCGAGACAUGACAGAUGAUGAGACUGAACUCAACUUGGGUUCAUCUUUUUCAGCUGAAACCAACAGAAGAGAUGAGGAUGCAGACAUGAUGAAAUACAUCGAGACAGAGCUAAAAAAGAAGAAAGGAUUGGAGGAAGCUGAAGAACAGAAAGUAAAGGUGAAAAAUGCUGAAGACCACCUGUAUGAGCUGCCUGAGAACAUCAGAGUUAACUCCGCCAAGAAGACUGAGGAGAUGUUGUCCAAUCAGAUGCUGAGCGGUAUCCCAGAGGUUGAUCUGGGCAUCGAGUAUGUAACAAGGAAAAAUCUCAACAUGAUCACAUCUUUAAAAAAAGCAGUGUGUGUUUUAAGGCAUGUUAGUCAUUUUUACGUCUUACAGAAUUGUUCAAUGUUUAAUGAUAAUUUAAUUUACAGUGCAAAGAUAAAAAAUAUAAUCCAGACAGAGGAAGCAAAAGCCAAGCUGUUGGCAGAGCAGAGAAACAAGAAAAAAGACCUCAGCACGUCAUUUGUACCAACCAACAUCGCCGUCAACUAUGUCCAGCACAAUCGAUUCUAUCAUGAGGAUGCAAAUGCACCCCAGAGGCACCACAGACACAGAGACGAGCCCAAAGCCAGGCCGCUACGUGUGGGCGACACUGAGAAACCAGGUCCAGAGGCACCACCGUCGCCACCAAACUACCGCAAACGUCCAAACAACGAGAAGGCCACAGAUGACUACCACUACGAAAAAUUCAAGAAGAUGAAUCGCCGUUAUUGAGGACUUGGAUUUGUAAUAAAUAUUGACUCAAACCCAUCUAAUCUGAGCCAUCACA
Molecule: messenger RNA, 1181 nt
Organism: Thalassophryne amazonica
Lineage: Eukaryota; Metazoa; Chordata; Actinopteri; Batrachoidiformes; Batrachoididae
Gene: c5h9orf78
Product: chromosome 5 C9orf78 homolog
Exons: 10
Coding region: 119-1126 (335 amino acids)
Biological process (GO): mRNA splicing, via spliceosome
Cellular component (GO): spliceosomal complex
Source: RefSeq, a predicted model, not a curated record